UCCCUGCCGGGUGUGUGAGCGACGUACGAAUUGUGUAUCUGUAAUUUACUUAAUUUUAAGUGUAAACAAUGAGUUUUGUAAAUUGUUUAGUCGUGCGAUAUUGAAAAUAUUCCUAAUCUCAUUGCCAAUGUCGUAAUUUAGGAGUUUUAUACGAUUUUUAUAUUGAUGUGAGGUUCUCGUGCUUUGUCUUCGUGUGUGACAAUAUACUCAAAAUGGCGCAUCAACUGGCACCGUCUGUAAAUUGUUCAUUGGACGACAUUGACCUCAGCGCACUAAAGGAUCCUGCUGGUAUAUUUGAACUCAUUGAAGUUGUCGGAAAUGGCACUUAUGGACAAGUAUACAAGGGUCGUCACACAAAAACAGGACAACUUGCAGCCAUCAAAGUUAUGGAUGUCACACAAGAUGAGGAGGAAGAGAUAAAGCUUGAGAUAAAUGUGUUGAAAAAGUACUCUAAUCACCGCAACAUUGCCACAUAUUAUGGAGCUUUUAUCAAAAAGAGCCCUCCUGGGAAGGAUGACCAACUAUGGUUGGUUAUGGAAUAUUGUGGAGCUGGAUCUGUAACAGAUUUAGUUAAGUCUACCAAGGGUCAGUCAUUAAAAGAAGAAUGGAUUUCAUACAUUUGUAGAGAAAUUCUCAGAGGUCUCAGUUAUUUACACUCCAAUAAAGUUAUUCAUCGUGACAUCAAGGGACAAAAUGUGCUGCUAACAGACAAUGCUGAAGUAAAACUUGUGGAUUUCGGUGUGUCGGCGCAGUUGGAUAGAACUAUAGGUAGGAGAAAUACAUUCAUUGGAACACCUUACUGGAUGGCACCCGAAGUCAUUGCGUGCGAUGAAAACCCCGACGCUACUUACGAUAAUCGUUCUGACCUUUGGUCGCUCGGUAUUACUGCCCUUGAGAUGGCAGAGAGUCAACCGCCCCUUUGUGAUCUUCACCCAAUGAGAGCUCUUUUCCUCAUUCCAAGAAAUCCGCCACCUCGUCUUAAGUCCAAGAAAUGGGCUAAGAAAUUUCAUAGUUUCAUUGAGACCGUGUUGGUAAAGGACUACCAUCAGCGGCCGUACACGGAACAACUUCUGAAACAUGCAUUUAUAAGAGACCAACCUACCGAGAGGCAAGUGAGGAUACAACUCAAAGAUCAUAUAGACAGAUGUAAGAAGCGAAAGCAGGACAACUCAGUACGAGAGGACUACAAGUAUUCGGGCUCGGAAGGAGAGGAAGAAGAAAACGCUGUCGCCGGGGAACCAUCGUCCAUCGUCCACAAUGCAGCUGCUCAUCAAGGCGGAGACACUCUUCGUCGCAACUUCCAACAAAUCCAGGAAGGACCGAGACCUGCCGAAGUACCUCAGCCGCAACCACCGCCGAAACGAAACAGCAAGCGUGAGGAACGUGAAGAAAUUCCAGAGCCUGGCCCACCUGCAAGGCCAUCUAUUCCGCAAAGACUGAUUGUUGUACCAGAUCCUCAGGCACAACAGCCUAAUAGAUAUAGGCCUCUACCACCAACACCAAAGUCGUCCGGGUCGUCUAACAGCUCGGGCUCCAACAACGGCACGCCACCGGCCAGCGGCCCGCAGCCACCACAGCGUGGCUCUCACCACAUGUUCAAACCCAUGCUUCCACCGCGAAGGCCGGAGGACUUGGACAAGCUAGCUGCACAACUUAAUGAGCUUGGCGUCGUGUCUGGUAACGAACCACCAAAUAGACCACCUCGUGCUCCCACCAAUGGUCAAGGACCGCCCGUCGAAAGAAACCAGCCGGAACCAGCAUUUGAGGACUCCGAUAGCGAUUCAGACGCUGAAGAGAGCGGGGGACGAGUCCGCAAUGAUGGCACCCUUCUCGCCAGCGACCCGCCUAAACCUCUUCCCGAGUUCUGUUACAGGCCAGGUCUGAGCGCGGUGUCGGAGGACGGCGGCGGCGGGGCGGGGGGCGGCGCGCCCACGCGUCCGCUGCCGCCCACUCCCGACGACGACGACACCCACGGCGACCGCACCCUUGUUAUGAAGAGGAGAGAGAAUAAUGAAAAUGACAAAAGGCAGUCAGAUGUCGAUGAAGCAGUAUUACUGAAGGAUUGGGACUUUGCCCGAUUUUUCCCAUCAAAAAGUUCUGAAAAAGAAGAAAAACAUGACCAUCCGAAAGAAUCGGACCAAAAGAGAGCUCAGCUGCAACGUCAGUCACGAUUAGAAAUGGAGGACGCAUGGUCCAAAUAUAAGGCUAUAGCUACUCCUCCUUCGCGACACAAGCAGUUAUUCCAAAAACCCACCGAAAAGACAUCUCAAGAUAAAUUAGCUGAUAUCUUGAAGUAUAAAAAGGAAUCUGAAUCAGAUGUUAACUCUCCAAACCGUUUCUUCCGCGGUUUUAGAAGAGAAAACUCCGACCUUUUCCCACUACCUAGUACACGUCACUCCGCUAUAUACUUUCCGAAGCAUGAAAGCCAAGCAGGAGCCAACAAACAACUUCGAUCCAGUGGAAUUUUUAACAACUCUCGUAAACAAGUUAUGAAAUCAUCGGCUGGAGAACCUAUCUUAACAGAUUUCAUAAAAACUAACGAUAGUUUAAAAAUGUCCGCUCAAAGCGAUGCUAGAAAAAGUGAGAAAAAGAGAACGCCCGACCGGAAAUUGGCAGCUAGUAACCCCAUCGACGCACUCAAGAAUGUUGCGGCAUUGAUUCGACAAGACAGCGAAAGUAAUGGGCCAAGUCGACAGAGUAGCGUGAAUAGUGAUUCUCCAGCAACGAGCAUCUGUUUCACAAGUAGUGCAUCUUUCGAAAAAGCCGGCACUCCCGACCUCACAGCCAAUACCCAUGAGAGUAAAUUGAUUUCUGAAAAUGUCAAUGAAACUAAUAUGGUGAAACCGCGAAGAGAAAAGACUGAAUCUGAUAUAGUUUUCCGGAGAAAUUCGCAAUAUAACCGGCAUACAGAGCUUAUGGCAAGUUGUGGGCAGGAAGCGGUACUCGCUCAGGAUCAGGGUCGUUCGAGUGGCGCCAACGAAGGAAGUGGAUCUCGAACUAGCUCGGUGCUUCCGGACCUGCUGAGUCAGGCUGGCCAGCCGACCACUCCUCCGCGUCACGACAAGUCUACUAGUGAAGAGUAUAGGCAAGCCAUAGCUGGAGGCACACCUCUUUCCCAUCAUCAUCACCAUCCACCUCCAUCCUCGGUCCAAUCUACGCCGUCCAAAUCGUUUGUGGUGGGCGCAGCGUCUCCUCAUCCCUUACAACAUUCCCCUUCAAAUUCGUCGGUGGGCUCCCAACAACAGUUCCUUCCUUUACAACAGAAGCAGCGUUCGUUCCUCACUUUCGGAUUCGGUGCGGGCUCAACCGGGAGCGGCGGCACGGGAGGCUCCGGUGGCAACGCUUCACGGCGCGAGAGCCACGUUAACGUUAAUGUCACUCCGACGGGACACGAUCUGUCGUCAGAUACACCCGAAAUACGUAAAUAUAAGAAGAGGUUCAAUUCGGAAAUCCUUUGUGCAGCACUGUGGGGAGUUAAUUUACUUAUUGGCACUGAAAACGGUUUGAUGUUGUUGGACCGUUCAGGGCAAGGAAAAGUUUAUCAGUUGAUCUCACGACGCCGCUUCCAACAAAUGGAAGUGUUAGAAGGACAGAAUAUUCUUGUGACCGUAUCUGGAAAGAAAAAUCGCGUACGUGUGUACUAUCUCAGUUGGCUAAAGUCCAAAAUCCUGCGCACUGAUGGACUUAGUGACCAAGCAGAACGAAGAAAUGGAUGGAUUAAUGUUGGUGAACUGCAGGGUGCAGUUCACUUCCGUAUUGUCAAAUACGAAAGGAUCAAGUUCCUUGUUAUAGCCCUGAAGGACUCUAUUGAGAUCUAUGCUUGGGCGCCAAAACCAUAUCACAAAUUCAUGGCUUUUAAAAACUUUGGAGAUCUGCAACAUAGGCCCCUUUUAGUUGAUUUGACUAUAGAAGACAGCACAAGACUGAAAGUAAUUUAUGGUUCGGCAGAUGGCUUCCACGCGGUUGAUUUAGAUACUGCCACAGUCUACGAUAUUUAUAUCCCAAAGCAUACACAAGGAGCUAUUGUGCCACAUUGCAUUGUACCCCUUCCAAACUCCAAUGGAGUACAGUUGCUGUUAUGCUAUGAUAAUGAAGGAGUUUAUGUGAACACAUAUGGACGAGUAAGCAAGAAUAUUGUUCUCCAGGUCUUUUUCCAGUGGGGUGAAAUGCCAACAUCAGUAGCCUACAUAGGCACAGGACAAAUCAUGGGUUGGGGCAAUAAAGCCAUCGAGAUCCGUUCAGUAGAAACCGGUCAUCUCGACGGCGUGUUUAUGCACAAGAAAGCACAACGACUCAAAUUCUUAUGUGAACGAAAUGAUAAAGUGUUCUUCUCUUCCGCCAAAGGUGGUUCCUCUUGUCAGAUAUACUUCAUGACGCUCAACAAACCUGGCAUGGCCAACUGGUAGUGCAGGGGCGCGGCCGGCGCCGAGUGCGCCGCUCAUCUGUGAUUGUAACCGCACGGCGUCCCUCAUUAAGUGCAUGCCCGUACUGUACAAGAUAAUGCCAGUAGAAUAGUCAAUAAUACAAAAAUCAUGUGCUUUGGCCACUCGAAAUUCAAAGACUUGUGAUAGUGACAGAAAUUAGUAUAUGUGCUCAAAAGACAAUCCACAAAAUAAUAUUACAUUCAAGUAUUCGAGGACCUUCUUAGUAAAUGUGGCAUUUUGUACUGAUGAAGAUAAUUUUCAUUACAAGCUAUUAAGGAAUAUAUAUUAUUAUAAGCAAUAACCUCUAGGAUAAAUGUUUUGAUAUUGACAAUUAUGCAUAAGUAAGUUAAUGUGCUUAGGUUUUAUAUUAUGUUGCAAUUGAUUAUUUCUAAAAGAAAAUGUAAUUGAAAUCAACUAUUAAUUCAUAUAUGCCAUAUUGUUUAUAAUGUUAAGAUAGUUGGGUGAUGAUUAUAAUUAAUUGGUUACAUAAUUAUUUUUAUGAUAUUAACAAAGGAGAAAUGCCAUGUUUGACAGGUUAUAAAUUAUUAUAACAAACAUUCAAUACAACACAAUUAGAAUUAAUGUAAAAUUACUCUUCGAUUUACAUUUGUAAGGUUCAUUCACUUAACAAAUUGGCAUUUAGUCAAGUCACUUUGUAUCAUAAUUAUCACACCAAACUACAUUUUUAUUAAUGGAUAAAUCCUAAAAAUUUGGUAAUAUUUAUUAUUUAUUUGUUAUGUACU
Spodoptera litura is the source of this 5167-nucleotide messenger RNA. NCBI's taxonomy places the organism in Eukaryota, Metazoa, Arthropoda, Insecta, Lepidoptera, Noctuidae. The record is from RefSeq and is a predicted model, not a curated record.